Cannabis sativa is the source of this 4466-nucleotide messenger RNA. RefSeq names its product tRNase Z TRZ2, chloroplastic. The record is from RefSeq and is a predicted model, not a curated record. The coding region runs from base 160 to 1221 and encodes 353 amino acids. Lineage: Eukaryota; Viridiplantae; Streptophyta; Magnoliopsida; Rosales; Cannabaceae. The transcript has 8 exons.
AGAAGUUUUUCUAUUGUUCAUUUAUUUUUCUUGCAUUAUCCCUCCCAAAAGCCAAAAGAGAAAAGAGGAAAAAGAAAAAAGAAAAAAAAAAUAACUGAAAAACCUCUCUAAAACCCCCAUUCAUUAUCUCUUAUAUGUGUUCCUCUCAGUCAUCCAAAAAUGCAUAUCUCUCUGACCCUUUCACCAUCCAAAGCUCCUCUGCUAUUCUCACCCCACCAACCCAUUUCAGCUGCACCAUCAAAGACUUGCAGACUUCCACUUCUCACCCGUCCGAGUCCGGUGGUGAACGCCCUCAAAGAGCCCGGCUUUUUGCCAGCCAUCGGCCGAGCCAUCGAAGAUGACGAGUAUCGGAUUGCCAGGUCGCAGGUCCUUCGAAAGGGGAUGGAUUUGGAAGGCUAUUCGAUUGAGGGAAUUUCCAUUGGUGGGCAAGAGACUUGCGUCAUAGUCCCUGAAUUCAAAUGUGCUUUCGAUAUUGGGCGGUGUCCCACCAGGGCUAUUCACCAGAAUUUUGUUUUCAUCACUCAUGCUCAUCUCGAUCAUAUUGGUGGGCUACCCAUGUAUGUUGCAAGCCGUGGUUUGUACAGCUUGAAACCUCCGACAAUAGUUGUGCCUCCUUGUAUCAAAGAGGACGUGGAGAAAUUAUUUGACAUCCACAGGUCCAUGGGCCAAGUGGAGCUGAACUUUGAUUUGGUUCCACUGGAUAUUGGUGAAACAUUUGAAAUGCGGAGCAACCUUGUUGUCCGGCCUUUCAAAACUCAACACGUGAUACCUAGCCAGGGUUAUGUAAUCUAUUCAGUUAGAAAAAAGUUGAAAAAGCAGUACAUUCAUCUUAAAGGCAAACAAAUUGAGAAAAUAAAGAAGUCUGGUGUUGAGAUUACCGAUACUAUACUGUCUCCUGAGGUGGCAUUUACAGGAGAUACAACAUCAGAAUAUAUGCGUGAUCCACUCAAUGCUGAUGCUUUGAGGGCAAAGAUACUUAUAACUGAGGCAACUUUCCUGGAUGAAAACUACAGCAUUGAUCAUGCACGCCAACAUGGACACACUCAUAUAUUUGAGAUUAUAAGAAAUGCUGAGUGGAUUCGGAAUAAGUCAAUUCUGCUGACACAUUUCUCUUCACGUUACCAUUUAGAGGACAUUCGACAGGCUGUAUCAAAGUUGCAGUCGAAAGUUUCAGCAAAAGUGGUUCCUCUUACAGAAGGUUUCAGAUCAAUGCAUACUUAAUUUAGAUUGUAGAGCUCUUGUUUCUCCCCUAUUAGAAACUAUAGCGAGUAGAGGAGAGAAUGAGAGAUGUAAUGUAUGUAAUCUACAAUAAUAUUUUCUGAAAAGUGUUGUCAUUAUAAUUUGUCUAUGUAGUAAAUUGUUUUGCAAAAUAGGGUAGCAGACAUUAUUAAAUUAUGACUAAAAUAUACAUUACUGUUCAAGGGCCCAUAUGAGUUAGUUAUUGAAUAAACUAGAAACUCAUUCUCCAACAAAUCAGCUUUCUAUGCUCGUUAAUUGAAUAACCUAAUAACCAUAAUAACAGUUUUCUAUGCUGCCUCAUAUUGGUCAAUAUUGGUUAGCUUCCAUGAUUGACAAGAAUGUACAAAUCUUGAAGGAUUUCACAUGAAGCAAGAGGGAGAGAGAAGCGAUUUACUUGGUUCAGAUGACUAAAUGAGUAUCUUACAUCCAAAAUCCAAAGCAGGAUUCACAGCUCCUAGAUAAAUCCACUGUCAAUCAAUCUCAGCAGUGUACAAGUCUAAGCAAUCCAAAGUAUUAAAGGCCAAAGCUUUAACCCAACCCCAAUUUCUCUCUGUUUUCUCUUUCAAUUUCCUUUAAGCAAACGAGAAAACAAAGCAUGUACUUGAUUUCACCUUCUCUCACUGUUUUAUUUACUCCAUUUGUCUGCAACCAAUCUUGGUCUACUAAUCUUUGAUUUUAUCAUGUGCACAAGUAACUCUUUAAUUACACUUGCUUUUUUUUUUACUUGUUAAAAUUACACUUUUACUAACAUGUGUUGCUAAAAAAAAAUCAUCUUAUGCCUAACAUCCCUAAUAAUUACUUUACCACUCCAUUGAAAAAUAAUUACUUUACUACUUAAUACUUCCUCUAUCCAUCAUAUUAUUCAUCAUUCUAAGUUCUACAUCCAUCAUUGCUAAAACACAUAGCAAACUCGAGUUCUUUAACAACUAAUUUGAUUAGAUUCCUUCUUAGAGCAAGCACUUCAAGCCCAAAAAAAAACGCAUUAAAAUUUUAAGAUCAAUAAGAUAAUGUACAAUACUAAAGUUGAAGUAGCCUGAGGGCAUCAUAAAGACCCGGACAAGAUGAUGGUGAAUGUCUAGGCAUUGAAACAAUUUAGUAUACUCUGGUUUAUAAGAAUACACACAAGAAAUGCAAAUUAGGUAGUAUAAUCUUUUAAUAAUAUAGCUGUACAACAGAAGAAAAGUAGUGAAAUGAAUAAUCUAAAAACUACAUCAAUACCCCCAAAACAACGAGGCAUAUUCAAAUAACCUUCUCCCAAAUCAAUUGUGAUGCUUCAUGCUUUGAAAUUGCCGACUGAUUGAGAAACUCCCUUCCCAGGUGUUCUUCAAGUUAGAAACAUACCACACAAAAUACCAAAAGAAAUGGCCAACUAUUACCUACAUACAAAAAAAGUGUACUACUGCUCUCCUUCUGUUCCUGCUCAGUGAGACCCAAUUUGAAUAUAUUAGAGCUUCAUCAGCACAGCACACAAUAUGCAUCCAAUAAAUAUUGAGAUUCAUCGGUGAUCUUGAGGUAUUAAUAUUAUCAUCUCUAUUAAAACGACAAAGAUAAUACAGAAUUUCUAAGCUUCAUUCAUGGAGACAUAAACAUUUUGUACAGUUAUAACGGAAAAGACUUGAGAGAAGGGUCAAUUGCAUCGAAAGUAAAAGUGGUUGAAGCUGUUUCUAUUAAUCAGUCUACAGAUGCACCAAUCUACCACCUGUUUUCUUCUUCAAACAGAAAUCUUUGCUUAUAUAUGGUGUAUUGUAAAUAGAACAAGAGAAAUUUUCGUAAAUCAAGACCAUGAACAACCCUCCGAAAAAUGAAAGUAAAGUAAGAAAAAAAAUAUCCUUAACUAAACCAAAAAUAACACGUAACAAAUAAAUAUUAGCCAUUACUCUGCUCCACCAUCAAAUACUCCCUACCUCUUCUCUUCAUGCUACAACCAUAACUACCAUUAGAUGAAAUUGAAAGCCAUUAGAAAAAAUUGUAUUUCAGCUUCUUCAGCCCAAGAUAACAGCUCAAUUAAAGGCCAAUUACAGAGUUAAUUAGUGGUUAACAGAACAACUACCAUUAGAUGAAAUUAAUUCAAAGCCAUUAAACAAGUUUUAUUUCAGCUUCAACACAAGAUAGCAGCUCAAUUAAAGGCCAGUCACAAACAACACUAACAGAGUGAGUUAAUUAGUAGUUAGCAGAACCACAACUAUUCGAGUCAUAACUCAACAAAAAUUUCACCCAUUAUAAUGAAGGAACAUCAAAAGUAACUAAUUACAUUUCAAAAUUUAAAUUUGCAGCAUAAAAUUAGUAUUUUCCCAUACAAAAGUGAAACGCGGUCUAAUAAAAUUCACGCUUGUAUACUUAUUUUCUAAUGCAAUCUUUGGAAAAACCUCUCUUUCACGAGCAUACCUUCUUAACCGAUAACCCCAAAUCACUUGAACUCGAAGCUAGGCACUGGAGGCGCAUCAAAGCUCUCCAAAAUCUUCGUCUCGCUUCCACUACUUGGUGUCUGGGGCUCUUUCUUAUCCCCACCACCCAACCAUCCUCCAAGCCACGACUUUGAACCUGAACCUGAACCCAAAUCAGAAGCAGACCCAGGAGCGGAACUUACCUCCGGAAUUUGCUGCGUCGGGAACCGACCCGGUAAUUGCCCUGUUGGAGGAAACCCAGGCAUUCCAGCCACAUUAGGAGCGGGCUCAUCUAUCAUGACAGGCACUUGUUGUUGUUCGCUGAGGACUUUAUUAAGCAUGAUCCCAGCCCCUUCGAUCAGAGCCAAGAGGACGCCGCCAAAGGCAGCCGAGCGAGAUGCCGCGCCUAAACCCUGGCGCAUCUGAAGGAACCCACCGGUGGCGGCACCCGCGAUGAUCGAGUUCCAUGGAUCCUCCUUCUGGCGGACGUAGACCAUGGUGCAGUCGAAGGCGGAGAAUAAGCCACCCCAGACGGCAAAGCUUCCACCAACUCGAGGCGCGUUCAUCCGUACGGCUUGGGAGCCACCGACGAGGCGCGCUCCUUUGGGAGAGUUGUAGAGGCCCUUGAUGAAGUGAAAAGCGGAACCUCCGACUGCCCCCAUGCCGAACGCGCCGCCGAUAUCGUCGAGGAUACGAUCCGGACAGGGCUCCCUAGAAGUCUCUGGAGUUCCCAUGAGAGAUAAAUUUGCGUAAAAGAUCUUCCCAACUCGUUCUAGGGUUACUGGUUUCGCCUAAAGGUGUGGAAAAGAGAAACAGAUCGAUUAAAGGCUUUCUUCCUUCCCC